UGUGACCAGCGAUCAUUGUUUUAUAACCAGAAUGUGGCCUUGUAUUCCUAUCGUGGAGAGCUUUCGGAUGAUAUACGAGAUACAACUUCCGUUUUACCAAAUAGUAGCGUCAGAACGGACACGCUAGUUCCGUUUUGGGUUUAUCAGCCCAUUCGUUCAGCACAUGUUCCUUUAUCUUUGUCUCGAUCUUAGUACUAUUUUUUACACCUCUACUAUUAUAUAUGUAGGCGCACGUAGUUUCUCUUCCAAUCCAUUGCUUAUUUGAUUGUCACGGUCUUUUGAACCGAAUACCAACAUCUAAUAAAGCUUGCGGGAUACGUUUUUGUUCUCGCCCGGUCGUCUCGAGGAGUGUAGGUGAUUAGUGGAAGCUGUUAUUCUUUAUUACUAUAGAUCCACAUAGGAUACUAUAAAAACUGCCCGUGCUUCCGAUCUUGUACAGGUCUUCCCUGAACCUCAUCACAGCAAGUAUUUGGGGACUUCAGAAAGCUGACCAAAAAGCACUUUUGUUUAAAUUUCCUGUCACCCCGCAGUUAAAAACAUGAAGCCACAUCGCCCUAGUGUCUAUGUCCAGCCAUCCCUGUGUGUGUUGUUCCUGCUCGUCAUCUCUUUCACCAGUGUGCACAGCAAAUCAAAACGUUCGCAAGAUGUUAUAGAGCCUGUUGACGAAGGACGCGUUCAGGAAAGACGGGAUCUGGAACAUGCCGACGAAGGAUUGAGCGCUCUUCUUGUGGCCGCCUUUGAGCACCGGGAGAGAGAACUGGAAGAAUUCUAUAGGGACGUUCCAGACGAGGAGGAUGUUGAACCCGACCCUAACACAGACGCACAAAGCCUGUUUGCACAAAUUAGAAGUGAAGCUAUAGAUAGCCAGGCUCAGGCUUACAGUCUGGAGCAGAAAUCUAUCCUGACAGAGAAGAGGAGAAAGAGAUCAGAGAGAAAAAGAAAAAGAUUUCUCGACCGUUUAACUGGUCAAGCUAAUGACCCUUCGAAGACGAAGAGAGGAAAUGACGCGAAAAUAAGGAACAAGCGAGUCGUCCAGAGCGAAGAAAAACGAGUGUGGACAGAAGGACUGGUCCCGUUUAUGUUCACAGACGAAAUAAACAAUGUUUCCGCCAUCCAAAUCAAGAGAGCCAUGUCAACAUUUCAACGUUUUACCUGCCUGCGGUUCAUGCCCUGGUCAAAUGAAACAGGCAACGGGACGCAGACGACCAACGAUGUACUAGCCUUGGACCAUCAGAGCUAUCUGAAAUUUGUCAAUGGCCCCGGAUGCUGGGCAGAACAAGGCAACAGGCGAUCGCCCUCGGGUCAGGAAAUAUCGUGCUGUGGAGGCAGUACAAAUUCACCUUCGAGUACGCUCCAAAAGAUGCAUUCAGCACUGGCUUUGAUCUGCAGUCCGUUAUGCACUACGGCCCGACGCUCUGGACAAGGAAUGGAAAUGAGACAAAUAGCGUUUUGUUUUCGGACCUUCCAUCUGGCAGUGAAUACUUCUAUCUGAUGGAGGAAGUCUCUUUGGCUCACAACUGCCACGGGUCUUUCACUGGGGGUUUCCCUGGUGGUAAGUACGCUCUCCCUGCUCCUAUUGGAGGAUGUCCUGACUCGGCAUUCUUGGAGGGAGCAAGGACACACUUCGGAGAAGCUGCCCCUUGUGAAGACGCAAGCUCGUACUGUUCGUACUGGGCCAAAAUCGGAGAGUGCGAACGGAACCCCGGAUUCAUGGUCACAACAUGCAAGGUUUCUUGUAACCUAUGCUAUCAAACCGAAAGUUUCACCAGCAAGUCCUACCACCUCGCGGGCACUGUCUCUGGUGCUCGUGUGGAGCACGAAUUCUGCGUCAAUGACGGUAACGCCAUAUCCAGCAAACAGAUGUGGCCAUCUGGUCGCUACUGCAUCUUUCGUUACGGAGACUCGUGCCCUGAAGGCUUUGAGAAUGGCACAGUGGAAUUCCCUGACGUGAAUAACUCGAGCAGCUCCGUGAUUGGGGAAGUCCCGGCCGGUGUCUACGAGGAGGACCUGACUGUCUUCGAGUUCUGCUGUCGCCAGGACGGAUUUGAUAGCGAUAACCUCUACUUCCCGACCGACAAACCUUUUGCGCUGCUCCAGUUCGGUAUGGGUUGUCCUGCGAUGGAAGCAAUGCGCGCAAUACCAGAGUAUAUGGUGUUCAACAGCGCCGGCAAAGCUAAGAUCACUGGGAUCACACCUGUACUGGAAUAUAAUGAAGAAAACACCCAAUACAUCAUCAGGCAUUGCUACUAUGAGGCGGUCAACAUGGCUGACACCAUGUGCUACAAGGCUGACGACAAAGGGGCCUCUUACGCCGGACAAGUGAACUUCACGAGAGCGUUUAAACCUUGUCUACCCUGGUACAAAGUUAUGGAGUGUAACCACGGAGCCUUCGAAUACCCGGACGUCUUGGGAAAUCUGGAGGAGAAUUAUUGCCGUAACCCUGGCGACGGUGUCCGACCUUGGUGUUACACAGAACUUCACAAUUGUAGGAGGGACUACUGUGACGUGUGCUUCGAUGAAAACCGUUACGAUGUGCAUGUGGACUGUGACCUGCUGGCUGAGAUGGGCAUGUGUGAGAACGACCCCAGGGCCCUCAGCACGUGCGCUGCGACCUGCGAGAGCAACCUACAGUCCUUCACGGAACCUCCCAUAGCUUCAACUGUGAGCUGCAGUCCCCCUGACCCUCUGCCCGACGGUGCUGUCGUGGGCACACUCAAAGACAGCUACUCCAUGGGGGAGAUCGUCACCUACCAGUGCGACAAGUCCAACAUGACACAGGAGCGCACCUGCCUCAGCAAUGGGAUGUGGUCCUCACUCAACUACGUCUGCCAAGAAUGUUACAAAGACUGGAAACUCUAUGAUGGUCACUGCUACAAAUAUUUUGAAGACGCAUUGAAAUAUUCAGAGGCUGAAAUUGCUUGUGCUGCUUUCGGUGGUGUAUUGACGACAGCAAAAUCGGAGGAAGAAAACGACAUUGUGUCAUCGGUCAGGAUGGACGAGAAAGAGGUUUGGUUAGGAGGAAGUGACAGGGUGACCGAAGGGGAAUUUAAAUGGGGCGAUGAGGAACCCUUCGACUACACAAACUGGCUGAAAGACCAACCAGACAAUUUCUAUAACUCCGACUGUGUGAUCAUGAAGGCAGACAAAUCUUGGAACGACAUCGCGUGUGAAUUUUACUCCAAAAGUUACGUUUGCAAGCAUAAACAAUUUGAGGUCAAAGCGUGUGAUGACGUCAUCGAGGACUGUGUCAACCUGAACUACUACGACCCCGUAGCUUGCACAAGCCAAGCAGAGUUCAUGCACCGGAACUGUCGAAGAACCUGCGGACUCUGCAAGUCAAUCUCCUGUACGGUUGAGCAACCUUCAGAGAACGUCGAGUUGCUGAGCGAUCUGACGGAAGUUCCUCAGGGCAGUACCGUAACUUAUAAGUGUAAGGACGGAUUUGUGGCUGUGGCAGGCAAUACCGUCCGGGGAUGCCAAGAUUGUGGGCUGAUGACUGGAGAUACCCUUAAAUGUGUGGCCCAAGAAUCCGUAGAGGUCACCAUGGACUCCCCACCACUAGAAAAGCCUAAAAUGUCUGGCACUCCCAGGCGUGCCUUCACCGGCAAUGUGCCAUACAUGAGAGUGCCUAUCGAUGGCCACAUAGUGCGCUGGGAGUUCUUCAGCUCUAGCUACGGGGAUGGCGCUUUCCAAGUGUGGAGGUCCUUUGGUGAAGGGAAUUUUACGUAUCAGUUGAUUGGGCAGAAUCCCGUGAAGACGGUCUCAGAUUUCCAAGUUAACUACUAUGUGCCCGAGGCGGACCGUAUCCCUGUUCGUAAAGGGGACUUGAUCGCUAUUUACUACGGCAAUGAUUAUGCAGGGAUUGGAUACGCUUUAUGCAGCCUUGCUGACAAUCCAGAUUAUAAAAAUCUAGGAUACCUGAAAAACCCCAUCACCAGCGCGGCGGACUUUGAGGCCGGUAACUAUUACGAAUUCGCGCCCUUGGAUGCAUCCAGUGCUUGCCGUCAAUAUAUCUUCAGGGCUGUGGUUUUGCCCGACUAGACCAAGACAGACAAAUAAUGGAAGAAGAAAGAAUGAAAUGAAAACAAAGGUGCAGCACUAUACAAACUAUGUAUAAUGCUUUCCAUGAAAAAGACUUUCGAGUAAUGUGCUACCCUUCUGUUCGUCUGGUAAUGUCGCAUCAAACCUAAUGUCGACAAGGAGCAAGAAGAUAUGAUGUUGAAACCGUUUCCGAGCUUUGCCGGUUAUGCUUUCAAGGGUGUAUAAUUUACUACUCGUGCAAUAUGGGUGUUGAAACUAAUAGCACACAUCUCACAAACUUUUUACAAAUGCAAAGUGCAACGGCAGUUUGUGAAUGACGCUAACAAAAAGAAAAUAAAGGUGUAAAAACAAA
Molecule: messenger RNA, 4393 nt
Organism: Aplysia californica (California sea hare)
Lineage: Eukaryota; Metazoa; Mollusca; Gastropoda; Aplysiida; Aplysiidae
Biological process (GO): proteolysis
Cellular component (GO): membrane
Molecular function (GO): wide pore channel activity; metalloendopeptidase activity; zinc ion binding
Source: RefSeq, a predicted model, not a curated record